AUGACAGAGUCUGAUAUUACCAUCCAAUUAGCUACUGCUGCUGACGCUCACAUCCUCUCUGAUUUGGCAAGACGAACCUUUUCCGAUACUUUUGGUGCUGAUAACCCUCCCGAAGAAAUGGAGAAAUGCCUAAAUGAAAAUUAUACCUAUGAACUUCAGCUCAAAGAAAUCAAUGAUCCCUCCAUGAGCACCUUUAUGGCUAUAGAUAAGAAUAAUGUCGCCGUCGGCUUUGCUCAACUGCGACUGAGCAAGGAAGUCUACGAUUUCAUCGGUGAUAAUGAUGCCAUUGAAUUGCAGAGAAUAUAUGUCGACAAGAACUGUAAAGGAAAAGGCGUUGGAAAGGCUCUUUUACUGGCUAGUAUUGAAAAAGCAAAGCAGCUUGACAAAAAGACAGUAUGGCUAGGUGUAUGGGAGCAUAACCCCAAGGCGAUUGCCUUCUACGAGCGUUUUGGAUUCACCAAGGUUGGAAGCCAUAUUUUCAGAGUGGGCGACAAAGAAGAUACCGAUUAUGUAUUUAUCAAGAAAAUUUAG
Mycotypha africana is the source of this 531-nucleotide messenger RNA. Its product is annotated as acyl-CoA N-acyltransferase. The record is from RefSeq and is a predicted model, not a curated record. Gene Ontology annotation, molecular function: acyltransferase activity, transferring groups other than amino-acyl groups. Lineage: Eukaryota; Fungi; Mucoromycota; Mucoromycetes; Mucorales; Mycotyphaceae. The transcript has a single exon. Bases 1 to 531 code for a protein of 176 amino acids.